CUCCCCGGAGGAGCCUCCUUGUCCUCCUCUGCGGGGCUAGUCAACAGCAGCACCGGGCAGCUGGGUGGGCGAGCCAGAGCCAGAGGCGGAUCGUCGGAGACCCUGGCCCCCUGCCCAGCCCCUGGGCCACUGGGGGGCCAUCGCCCGCUGCCCCCCCCCGUCUUCGGCCACCAUGCCCCCUGGAGCCUAGACUGGACAUAAGGGGCACUGCCCACCUGGUCCACCCUGCAGGGCUUGGCAUGCCCCCUGGGGGGCUAGCAAGGCUCCCCCGAGGCCUGCCUUGCAGGGGGGGCGUUGGCCCUCCUUAGGGGCCCCUGCGAAGGUGAGGAUGGCCUUGGGGCCCUGGUGGCCGCAGGCGGUCUGGCCCUCCUGGUGAGCCUGGUGGCCAACACACCCCUUGGAGGAGUGGCCCCUGGGCUAGAGCGCUUUUCGGGGGACAGGACCAUGAGCGGCGAGAAGAAGAAGAGUGGCUUCCAGAUCACCAGCGUCACUUCAGACUAUGAACAGAAGGAGGCGGCUUCCUCGGCCAGCAACGGAGAAGCCAAGUGGCCCACUGGCCCCAAAGCGGCCCUGGAAGGUGACAGCAACGCCAGCCAGAGGGCCAACGGUGGAGGCGGCGGAGGUGGCACCGUGCCCAAAAACGGGCCCUCGGUCCCCACUUCCCCAGGGGCCUCGGCCCCCUCCUCCCAAGGCGGGCACCCCAUAGUGGUCACCGGUGUGGCCAGUUCACGGUUCCGGGUGGUGAAACUGGACCAGGGCUUGGGAGAGCCCUACAAGCGCGGCCGUUGGACUUGCCGGGAUUUCUACGAGCCGGAGGUGGAUCACCACUUGGCGGGGCGGCUGGCCGAGGCUGGACGGCACCCUCAGUCCCUGGAUUCCCGGCUGGAGGUGGCCGGACUCUUGGCCAAGCCACAGAGCCCCUUCAGCCCCCAGCCUCAGCGCCGCCAAGGAGGAGGAGGUGUCUGUGUCAGCCUGCAGUCCCAACUGGUGCUGCCUGCCCCAGGGCCAACGUCGGGCCACCAGGCCCAUUCCGUAGGGGGUGGCCUCCCAGUCCUGGUCCGGCCCCACAGGACUCCCUCCAGCCCGGUUCCCCUCCGGAGCCCCGAAACACGUCUGCCAGCUCCUCUGGGACACAGUGCCAAAGAGCCAGGUGGUCCUGGGCCCACUGGGUCAAUGGUCCCAACCUUAGUGGUGGAGGAGCAUCUCCUGCCCAAGAGCGUCACGCAGCUGAUCCAGAGGGAGACGGAAGAGCGGCGCAAGGUCUCGCCAAGACAGUCCCGCUCACGCCCAUCGUCCCCAGCUCCCCCACUUUUCCGUGAUGCCAGCCCCAACCGGAGAACUUCGGACCCCUUUGGUUCUGCCCGCUUCAGCCUGGCGCAGUCCAUGUUUGGCAUGGGUGCCCACGACAGCGAUGACGACAGUGGAACCAGCAGCAGCAUGAUUGCCAUAGACAACAAGAUUGAACAAGCCAUGGACCUGGUGAAAAGCCACCUGAUGUUUGCUGUGCGUGAGGAGGUGGAAGUCCUGCGGGACCAGAUCAAGGAGCUGUCUGAGCGCAAUGCCAUGCUGGAGCAGGAGAACGCCCUGCUCCGCUCCCUUGCCAACUCAGAGCAGCUCGCCCAUUUCCAGGCUCAGCUCCACGCCACCAAGCCCCCUUCCAGUGGCACCGCAUGACCCCGGACUUGUGGCGAGUGGACAGAAGGGGUGGACAUGACGGACGGACGAGAGACGGACACUAAGGACAGAAGGGUAGCGGCGUGCGAGGAAGGGAGUGUUACUCACUAAUGGAUUCCCACAGAUGUGAACAGGGUGUGUGUGUGUGGGGGGGGGCAGCGUGGCACCAGAGCAGCUGGAGUCAGGUGCAUGAGUGGGGUGAGCGGGUGAGUAUGUGUGAGCAGAGCCAGCCUUUUGGGGCAGGUUGGGGGGAGGAAGGGGGCUACUAACACGGCAUGUGCCUUCAGGGGGUGGGAUGGAGACUUGCUUUUAUCACCCCCAGCUCUGGGAGAGGAUUGGGACCUUUUGUGGGAGGUGAACUUUGCAGGUUGGGGGGCUUUGCUAGGUGGGGUGAUGCUCAGGGGCCCUCCAGAGGAGCCAGGCUCCUCUUCCCCGUUCCCCACCCCAAAUUUCAGUCUGGGAAGCCUUUGCCAUCAUCCCAGUGGAAUGUGGGCGGAGAGAUGGGCUUGGCACCUCAGACACAAUUAGAAACAGGGUGAGGAGGGGGAGAGGGGCAUCGGGAAAAGAUGGGAGCUGGUCAGAAUUUUAUAUUAAGAUCACUUUUGCAGUAUUUCAGGUUAUUAAAGAAACUGUUAAUGGCU
This is a messenger RNA of Sceloporus undulatus (fence lizard), 2315 nucleotides long. It is a transcript of the gene TSC22D4, whose product is annotated as TSC22 domain family member 4. The record is from RefSeq and is a predicted model, not a curated record. Lineage: Eukaryota; Metazoa; Chordata; Lepidosauria; Squamata; Phrynosomatidae. Gene Ontology annotation, biological process: regulation of transcription by RNA polymerase II. The coding region runs from base 445 to 1674 and encodes 409 amino acids. The transcript has 4 exons.